Messenger RNA from Mustela erminea (ermine), 2985 nucleotides. It is a transcript of the gene RPS6KA6, whose product is annotated as ribosomal protein S6 kinase A6. The transcript has 23 exons. Bases 551 to 2806 code for a protein of 751 amino acids. The record is from RefSeq and is a predicted model, not a curated record. Gene Ontology annotation, molecular function: ribosomal protein S6 kinase activity; magnesium ion binding; ATP binding. Gene Ontology annotation, biological process: protein phosphorylation. Lineage: Eukaryota; Metazoa; Chordata; Mammalia; Carnivora; Mustelidae.
AACUCUUCUCCCGCCCUCUCGCCGUGCGCGUUCUUCUCCUUUCUCACACAAUCCCCAACCACGCGGUUCUCCGUGUUCACCCCGCUCUUCCCCACCCCCUCCCUUCAACCCAGGUUGGGGAAUCUCCAUUGACGUUCGGGUGACGCUCCAGUGCUGCCGCCGCGGGGCAGGGAGGGGGGUUCCCAGCGCAACACAGGUAACGCCGCCGCUGCCGCCAUUUUGACGGAGCUGGGUACGCGGAGGGAGCCCUCGGAGACCGGGUGGGGGACGGAGGCAACAUCGAACCACAGUCGCGCGGGCGGCAGUGUGAGCAUCAGUCGUGCGGAGCCCUCCGAGCGGCAGCAUAGUUUUCUCGUCUAAGGGGAGCAGAUGCCCGCGGCGGCGGUCCUCCUCUCCCAGCCGCUGAGGGCAUCCUGCAGCCAGGGCAGCUGUUGCUGAAGGAGGGGCUGGGGGUUCCGCGGGUGGUGGCGGCGGCUGGCCAGCUCCAAGAACGGGAUGCGCGGCUGCGCCAGUGGCUGGCAGCUCCUGCUCAAGUGCUCCUGAAGGGGCGAUGCUACCGUUCUCGCCUCAGGACGAGCUCUGGAAUCAAGAAAUGGAGGUUUUCCGAGGCGGCGCGAGGAGCGGCGAGGUGGAUGGUCUACAGAUUGUUGAUGAGCCGAUGGAAGAAGAAGCAGAUUCUUGCCAAGAUGAAGGAGUUGUUAAAGAAAUCCCUAUCACUCAUCAUGUUAAGGAAGGUUAUGAGAAGGCAGAUCCUGCACAGUUUGAGUUGCUCAAGGUUCUUGGCCAGGGAUCCUUUGGAAAGGUUUUUCUUGUUCGGAAGAAGACCGGUCCUGAUGCUGGGCAGCUCUAUGCAAUGAAGGUGUUAAAAAAAGCUUCUUUAAAAGUCCGAGACAGAGUUCGGACAAAGAUGGAAAGGGAUAUACUGGUGGAAGUAAAUCAUCCAUUUAUUGUCAAAUUACACUAUGCCUUUCAGACUGAAGGGAAGCUGUAUUUAAUACUGGAUUUUCUCAGGGGAGGAGAUGUCUUCACAAGAUUAUCCAAAGAGGUUCUGUUUACAGAGGAAGAUGUGAAAUUCUACCUUGCAGAACUGGCCCUUGCUUUGGAUCAUCUGCACCAAUUAGGAAUUGUAUAUAGAGACCUGAAGCCAGAAAACAUUCUGCUUGAUGAAAUAGGACAUAUCAAGUUAACAGAGAAUUUUGGACCAGUACACAUUAAAGAUUUUGGGCUCAGCAAGGAAUCAGUAGAUCAAGAAAAGAAGGCUUACUCAUUUUGUGGUACAGUGGAGUAUAUGGCUCCUGAAAUAGUAAAUCGGAGAGGCCAUUCCCAGAGUGCUGAUUGGUGGUCAUAUGGUGUACUUAUGUUUGAAAUGCUUACUGGUACUCUGCCAUUUCAAGGUAAAGACAGAAAUGAGACCAUGAAUAUGAUAUUAAAAGCAAAACUUGGGAUGCCUCAAUUUCUUAGUGCUGAGGCACAAAGUCUUCUAAGGAUGUUAUUCAAAAGGAAUCCAGCAAAUAGAUUGGGUUCAGAAGGAGUUGAGGAAAUUAAAAGACAUCUUUUUUUUGCAAAUGUUGACUGGAAUAAAUUAUAUAGAAGAGAAGUUCAACCUCCUUUCAAACCUGCUUCUGGAAAACCAGAUGAUACCUUUUGUUUUGAUCCUGAAUUUACUGCAAAAACACCUAAAGAUUCUCCUGGUUUGCCAGCUAGUGCUAAUGCUCAUCAACUCUUCAAAGGAUUCAGCUUUGUUGCAACUUCUAUUGCGGAAGAAUAUAAAGUCACUCCUGUCACAAGUGCAAACGUGUUACCAGUUCAGAUAAAUGGAAAUGCUGCACAAUUUGGUGAAGUAUAUGAAUUAAAAGAAGAUAUAGGUGUUGGCUCCUAUUCUGUUUGCAAGCGAUGCAUUCAUACAGCUACCAACAUGGAAUUUGCAGUGAAGAUCAUUGACAAAAGUAAGAGAGAUCCCUCAGAAGAAAUUGAAAUUUUGAUGCGCUAUGGACAACACCCCAAUGUCAUUACUUUAAAGGAUGUUUAUGAUGAUGGUAGAUAUGUUUACCUUGUUACGGAUUUGAUGAAAGGAGGAGAACUACUUGACCGUAUUCUCAAAAAAAAAUGUUUCUCAGAACGGGAAGCUAGUGAUGUACUGAUUGUAAUAACUAAGACAGUUGACUAUCUUCAUUGUCAAGGAGUUGUUCAUCGUGAUCUUAAACCUAGUAAUAUUUUGUAUAUGGAUGAAUCAGGCAACGCAGACUCCAUUAGAAUCUGUGAUUUUGGGUUUGCAAAACAACUUCGAGGAGAAAAUGGACUUCUUUUAACUCCAUGCUACACUGCAAACUUUGUAGCACCUGAGGUUCUUAUGCAACAGGGCUAUGAUGCUGCUUGUGAUAUUUGGAGCCUGGGUGUUCUUUUUUACACAAUGCUGGCUGGCUAUACUCCAUUUGCUAAUGGCCCCAAUGAUACUCCUGAAGAGAUACUGCUACGUAUAGGCAAUGGCAAGUUCUCAUUGACUGGUGGAAACUGGGACAAUAUUUCAGAUGGAGCAAAGGAUUUGCUCUCCCAUAUGCUACAUAUGGACCCACAUCAGCGGUACACUACAGAACAAGUAUUAAAACACUCGUGGAUAACCCACAGAAACCGCUUGCUGAAUGAUCAGCCAAAUAGAAAUGAUACAUCAGAUGUCAUUAAGGGAGCAGUGGUCACCACAUAUUCUGCCCUGACUCACAAGACCUUUCAACCAAUCCUUGAGCCUGUUGCUGCUUCAAACUUAGCUCAACGACGGAGCAUGAAAAAACGAACAUCAACUGGCCUGUAAGAUUUCUAGUUGUUCCUCAGCCAUCCUGGAUAAAGUAAAAAUUAACUGUGGCUUUUUUUCCUAAUCUUAUAUCAAAAGCAUCAUAUUCUGCUACAUAACUUGAAUAUUCUGUUUAAACCUCCUCUUUUAGGGAGAUGAGAUUAAAAAAAAAAAAAAAAAACACAGGUCCACAGUAGUCA